This is a messenger RNA of Pistacia vera, 2767 nucleotides long. RefSeq names its product pentatricopeptide repeat-containing protein At3g23020-like. The coding region runs from base 118 to 2736 and encodes 872 amino acids. The transcript has a single exon. Gene Ontology annotation, molecular function: protein binding. NCBI's taxonomy places the organism in Eukaryota, Viridiplantae, Streptophyta, Magnoliopsida, Sapindales, Anacardiaceae. The record is from RefSeq and is a predicted model, not a curated record.
AAUGAGUAAGAAGAGCCACCAUAAUCCAUAAUCAUAAUUCAUAUUUCAUAGCUCUGAAACUUUAUAUGUAGGAAUCAAUUUUAUUAUCCAUUGUCCGAAACAAAUAAAGAAAGAAAGAUGUUCGUUAAGCCCCAGUUAGAAACCAGUUGUUUUUACACUUUGUGUUCCGCAAAAAUCUCGCCACCCAACAAUAUUGGAGUUUCUGUUUCAGUUCCUUCUCUAGAAACAAGUAAAGAACCCAUUAACAAACGCAGAGAUAAAAAUUUGCAUCAAAGUUCCUAUGUAGGAGUCAACAAGAAGUUCAACAGAAUUCACAAGUAUAACCGCUCUGAUAAGCCAAAUUCUGUGUUCCAUGAAACCGACUUGGAAAAACGAAGUUUUGAGCGAAACCCAGUUAGAGAAGAGGGAGAAAACAGAAGGGUUGAUGCUAGAAUAUUAAGUAAAAGAAAUAUUGGCAGUAGAUUUGAAGAUGGUAACGCGAAUGGUAAAGUGCAGGCCAGAUGUUCGAUGAAAUGGGCCUCUUAUGGAGGUUGUAUACCGUUAAUGUUGCAGGCUUUGGAGACUGUUAAAGAUUUGGACGAGGCUUUAAAGCCUUGGGAAGAGAAGAUUAGUAGAAAAGAAAGAAGCAUUAUUUUGAAGGAGCAGUCAAGUUGGGAGAGAGCUUUAGAGAUUUUUGAGUGGUUUAAGAGAAAGAAAUGUUACGAGAUGAAUGUGAUUCAUUAUAAUAUCAUGCUCAGGAUUUUAGGCAAAGCUCAUAAGUGGAGUAAUGUUGAGAGUUUGUUGGACGAGAUGGAUAUUAAAGGGAUUGGGCUGAUUAAUUCUACCUAUGGUACUUUGAUUGAUGUUUAUAGCAAAGGUGGGCUUAAGAAAGAGGCAGUCCGUUGGCUUGAAAGGAUGAAUGAACGAGGCAUGGAGCCCGAUGAGGUGACGAUGGGGGCUGUUUUGCAAAUGUAUAAGAAGGCAGGGGAGUUCAAACAGGCGGAGGAGUUUUUCAAGAAGUGGUCGUCUAGAGAAUCCAUGAGGGGGGAAGUAACAGCUAAAACAAUGAUUGGUAGAGUAAAAAAUGGAUCACAAACACAUGGUUGUUUGAGCUCAUAUACCUAUAAUACUUUGAUUGAUACAUAUGGGAAGGCAGGACAACUUAAAGAGGUGUCUGAAACUUUUGCACAGAUGCUCAGAGAAGGGAUUGUUCCGAACACUGUGACUUUCAAUACUAUGAUACACAUUUAUGGCAACAAUGACCAGCUAGGAGAAGUGACUUCAUUGAUGAAGAAGAUGGAGGAACUUAAGCGUCCACCUGACACGAGAACAUAUAAUAUUCUCAUUUUCCUCCAUGCUAAACAUGAUGAUAUAAACAAGGCCGCUAGCUACUUUACAAAGAUGAAGGAGGCUUGCCUUGAACCAGAUAUUGUGAGCUACCGCACCCUUUUGUAUGCCUACUCAAUAAGGCAUAUGGUUUCUGAAGCUGAAGAACUCAUAGUGGAGAUGGACAGAAAGGAUCUUGAGAUUGAUGAAUAUACCCAAUCUGCUUUGACCCGAAUGUAUAUUGAAGCUGGGAUGUUGGAGAAGUCAUGGUUGUGGUUUAAAAGGUUUCAUCUUGCAGGGAAUAUGAGCUCUGAGGGCUAUUCUGCCAACAUUGACGCAUAUGGGGAGCGAGGGCAUAUUUUGGAAGCUGAGAGAGCUUUCAGUUGUUGCCAAGAAGGGAAGAAGCUGACUGUUCUUGAGUUUAAUGUGAUGAUAAAGGCAUAUGGAAUGGGAAAGAAUUAUGAUAAAGCGUGCCAGUUAUUUGAUAGCAUGGAGAUUCAUGAUGUAGCUCCUGACAAAUGUAGCUAUAAUUCCCUUAUACAAAUUUUAGCUGGUGCUGACUUGCCACACAUGGCAAAACCCUACCUGAGAAAGAUGCAGGAGGCAGGACUUGUCAGUGAUUGCAUCCCAUAUUGUGCUGUGAUCUCAAGCUUUGUGAAGUUAGGGCAGUUGGAAAUGGCGGAGAUACUAUAUAAGGAGAUGAUUCAAUUUAAUGUGGAGCCUGAUGUUUUUGUCUUUGGUGUAUUGAUAAAUGCUUUUGCAGAUGCUGGAAGUGUUAAGGAAGCUAUCAGUUAUUUUGAUGCGAUGGGAAGUGCUGGAUUGCCUGCAAAUGCUGUCAUAUAUAGCUCCUUGAUUAAGCUUUAUACCAAAGUUGGUUAUCUGAAAGAAGCACAAGAAACUUACCAAAUGCUUAAAUCACUGAAGGUGCAUCCUGAUAUGUACACUUCAAAUUGUAUGAUUGACCUCUACAGUGAGCGGUCUAUGGUUAGACAAGCAGAAGAGCUUUUUGAGAACUUGAAGAAAACUGGGGAUGCCAAUGAGUUUACGUUUGCAAUGAUGUUAAUCAUGUACAAGAGAAAUGGUAGGUUUGAAGAGGCCACUCACAUUGCUAAACAGAUGAAAGAAUCGGGACUUAUAACUGCUUUAUUGAGUUACAAUAAUGUGCUUGGGUUGUAUGCAUUGGAUGGGAGAUUUAGAGAGGUGGUUGGAACUUUUAAGGAAAUGGUGAAUUCUGGCGUUCAACCUGAUGAUUAUACAUUCAAAUCACUUGGAGCUGUUCUCAUGAAAUGUGGAGUUCCAAAGCGAGCUGUUAACAAGCUGGAAUUAACAAGGAAGAAAGAUGCUCAGAGUGGUUUGCAGGCAUGGAUGUCAACACUUUCAUGUGUGGCUGGAGUAGAUGAUGAUGAAGAUGGUGAUGGUGAUGGUCCUUAGAUAUUUCUCUGCAACAAGUUUUUUGAGUAUG